Eimeria mitis is the source of this 1638-nucleotide messenger RNA. RefSeq lists its product as uncharacterized. The record is from RefSeq and is a predicted model, not a curated record. Lineage: Eukaryota; Apicomplexa; Conoidasida; Eucoccidiorida; Eimeriidae. Gene Ontology annotation, biological process: protein phosphorylation. Gene Ontology annotation, molecular function: ATP binding; protein kinase activity.
AUGGAUGGGUAUCUUCCGCCUGGUGAGACAACAAAUACAACAGUCAAAUCGGAGCCGUCGCUAGCUGCUAAGCGGUUGCCGGCAGACAGUCAUAAGAAAUCUUCGAUUUCUUCUCUGGGACGAGUUGGCCUGGUAUCCUUCACUUUGGCUGCGGCUAGCUUGCUCUUGUUCUUCUCGAUCCAUAAGAAGCUGGCCCCCCGCUUAGCUCCAAUCGCUUCGAUCAGUCCUGUGGAUUCAGUAGAGUCUGGGGGUUCAGUGCAUUCUGGGGAUUCUGAGGACUUAGAAGCUGCAUCUAUCCUUGCAACUACCUCUCCUUCUCUCCUUGCAUUUGAUGAGCAAGAGAAACCACCGCCUCAGCAGCUCAGUAUAGAUGCUGAUGCUGCCAGCCCACCACCAGGCGAGAGUAGCACGCCGCAUACUCAGCCAUCUGGUGAGGUAGAACCUUCUGAAUCAUCAGCUUUCGUUGUAUCGACCACUCCUCCUGUGAAAUAUGUAUCACAGCGGGAUGUUUGGGGCUUGGAUACACUUGAACAGUUUGAACUAAAUCUCCCUGCAUCACUGCAGCAGGGCAAAGCGGCACUUGCUGCUUGGGGGUCUGAAUUCUAUGAAAGCGAUGAGUUUUUUCAGAAUCUUGACGCCUUUCAGCGUUCUGUUAGUGAGGCUAUUUGGGAGAAAGCUGUUAAUUCCUUUGUUGAUACAGUCGUGGUUUUGCGGGGUACAAGGCCCCUGAGGUUAGAUGAAGAGAUCAAGCAUUUGCCUCAUGUGCUGAGAGUGACGAAGGUAGCUACUGUUUUACAAGGGGGUUUAUUGCUGCAUGUUGAAGAUGUUUUUGGCGUAGAAAAAUUUCUGGGGAAAGUAAGACGAGCAUUCAACGAUGAACGAAAUACAGAGAUACAAGCAUGCGGGCAGGUAUCUGCUGAGCUCGCCGCCAACGAGAAGGGCUUUGCAGUCUCACGCUUCACUGGUGAGAUCGCUGGAGCCGUACCUGUAUGUUACACAGAGGGGACUUAUAUCAUGAAUAGGCCGAAGCUGAUGGAGAAAGUUAAGGGGACCCUUAUGCAUCUGAAGAAAAGAGCGCCUGGUGUGAUGAAGGAAGCGCGGGACUACAUCGCUUUCCGCUUGCUGCAGAUAGUGCUCAAACUCGAGCAAGCGGGGAUUGGUCACCUUGGCCUCGAUUGGGAUUCUCUUUUUCUGCGUGAAGAUGGAUCUUUUCUGUUGGGAAAUUUCGGCAGCAGCGCUCCCUUUGGAAGACCAGUCGUAAGCCAAUUGGCUUAUCUUUCUCACCAGGUGGACCCUGGUAUACUAACAAGAGCUGAAGGUAGCGUCCUGUAUCCUGCACCUGGGGGGAAUCUGUGGUCACUUGGACUCAUGCUCUUCCAGUUAUACACAGGCAAGGACGACCCGUAUGGAAAAGCACAGGGAAGAUCUGAAAUAGAUGCGGCAACAAAUCUAGCGAGGGGGCUGUUGUCAAGAGAUACACGUUCCUAUGUACUGAGUUAUGAGUUGACAGCCUGUAAUGUACCAUCAAGGUGGAAACAGCUUAUUAUGAGGUUGUUAGAGCCACGCGCAGCAAACAGAAUAAAUGGCUUUGAGGUUACCAUGGAGUUCCCAGACCUAGUCCAUCCUUCUGGUAAUUGA